Molecule: messenger RNA, 2882 nt
Organism: Haliotis rufescens (red abalone)
Lineage: Eukaryota; Metazoa; Mollusca; Gastropoda; Lepetellida; Haliotidae
Product: A disintegrin and metalloproteinase with thrombospondin motifs adt-1-like
Exons: 14
Coding region: 46-1665 (539 amino acids)
Biological process (GO): proteolysis
Molecular function (GO): metalloendopeptidase activity
Source: RefSeq, a predicted model, not a curated record
UUAACACAUUCUUCUCACAUCCGCCAUGAAAGAUCCGCCACGCGCAUGCCUGGUAUUCUGCACUUCCGGUUUGAACUCUCUGGCACAGACGUUUUACUAAAUUUGACACGGAGUGAACGAGACAUAGAGAGUUACCCUGUCUAUCUGACCGACGAACGUGGAUCAACACUUCAAGCCGAUUUGCCGCUACAUGACAACACUGCUGUUUAUCGUGAUUCUCUUCAAGGAUCGGCCGCCAUCAUUACGCGGAAGGAGGAGGAUGUUUAUCAUCUGGCUGGGACGAUCCAUCACAACAACCAGACGUACAAUAUCUGGCCAAAGAAACAUCACGUUUACAAGCGCCAGUCAUCCACAAGCAGCAAUCAGCACCAGGUGCGCAAGAUUGUGUCCUUUGAUCUGACAAACGACACAGUGGACCUUCAGCUUGAUAUUCCUUUCGAUGUGGGAGGAAUUCCGUCAAAUGUAGAAGGCAAUGCGGCAAAUGUAGAAAGCAAUGCGUCAAAUGUACAAGGCAUUGCAAACACGGAUGCUCACUACAUCAUCGAGCUGGCUCUAUUCCCGGAUUUCAGUGACUAUACUUUCUUUCUUGCUAUCGCCGAGGGCAACACGACCGCCACCAUCUCCAACAUGAGAUUGUACUAUGCCUUCGUGGAGGAAAUGAUGCAGAUUCGAUAUGACACAGUGAACAGACAGGACCCUUCGAUCUCUAUCACUGUCUGGAUAAAGUACAUCAACAUUGCAACAUCCGCCUCUGGGUCUCCUUGGACUGAGACCACAAAGAACGGAAGCGUUGUACCCAUUAUACCGGCUCUCACAAUUCAUGCACAAUUCCUCUUUGAUAACGCCCCAAAGUCAGCCGACGCCUAUAUGAUCUUCACGAGGUAUGACUUGACAGUAAGUGGAAUUUCCCCAAUAGGUUAUGCCACUUUUGAUACUCUGUGCACAGAUAUCCCUGUAAGUAUUGCCAAAAUCAUCACUGGUGGUUCAGUUGGGAUACUUGCUGCUCAUGAACUUGGACACAUCUUGGGUUUACGACAUGACUCCGACAUUGGCUGCAACAACACUGACAGCUUUGUAAUGUCAGCUAUAUUACGACUCCCCUCUCCACUGAAUCCGUCUAAUCCCUGGACCUUCUCGUCAUGUUCUGUGGAGACAUUGAAGGCUACUCUAUCUACUUCUCAAAGCGCCUGUGCUCUCAACACCUCUAUAUCCGGUUCUAUUCUUUCUACGGAUGGACGACGUGCAGGUCAAGCGAUUAAUAGCGAUCAGCAGUGCGUAGCACAACGGGGACCUCAGUCGAUGUUUUGCAGGGAUGUCGCAUCAUAUGAAAAUGGAAACAAUUUUGAGUCGAUGUGUCGGGUUCAGUUCUGUCUUGGAACCGGAAACAUGUGCUACAGGUCGAUUCCCCUUGAUCACACAUCAUGUGGCGAUAAAAAGUGGUGUGAACGUGGGACGUGUGUCUCCAAUGCUGCAGCUCCAGCAAAAUCAGCCAAGUGUCCUCAAGGGGAUCUUCCAGCUGGUUGUCAAGCGUCUAAAUGCGCGACCUACACACCAGUCCAGCUGCUGUUUUGUUGUGCCACGUGCGCUGAACAGAUUCCUCAGAAAACGACCACAGUGAGAUUCGUCGUCUUCCAAACCUUGCCCAGCGUCCAAUUAUUCGGAUAGACAAACCAAUGAACUGGAUGACAUAUUUCAGUCUACUUGUCGACUGUAUUUAGAUAUUAAUCAAGGAAGUUUUGAAAUUCUGCAAUGUGUGACACAUUUACGUAUCAACACAUUUAACUGUAUUUGCAAUAUUAUUAGGUGUUACUAUAUCUGUAUUGUUCUCAGUGGUGUAGAUAAGGGCAUGACUUUAACUUACCCAUAGUUGUACAACUAUCCUUCUGAACUGUAUAUGUGUCGUUAAAUACAGGCUCCUCACACUUCAUAUAAUUUGUAAAUGUCAGAUGCAAAUGUUUCUGUGACGUACACAACCACUGUGUUAAAGGAUUAAUAAUAUGUUAUCCCUGUUGUGAUGAGUCUUUUGUCGGUACAAAAUGAUGCCAGAGUUACCGUGGUCAGUGUUGAAUUUCUUAACCUUCGAAUUCAUGAGUGGGUCAUCAAACAAUAAUCACUUAUCCUGUUUAUUGGCUUCAUGCCCCCUAUUGGCUUCCAGCUAUGUGUUUCUGUCCAUCGUGUUGUGACAGCAUCAUCCCUUUGUUGUCACACCUACCAAUGUUAUCCCACUCAUGUAUGCUGUUGUUGUUACUGUUAAUCCUCCACCUAAUAUACAUAUUCUGCACUAUGUCCCUCACUACUCACUACUUCUCAACCCUUCCAACCCUAUCCACAUCUUCAAUGCAAUAACACAAUUUAUCAUCAAAGGAGACCUCCUAGACAGAAUUUCGAAUCUCCCAAACAAAACUAUCUAAAAUUACUUUGCUCUAGUUAACAAUAUCCCUUAACUUUCGGAUCGCGAGUCGUCCUCUCCGACGUCCGCGCCUAAAACCCAGUUAUCCACACACUAAACAAAGAAACCCGUUUAGCCAGCCAGCGCCUACCACAAGCCCACACCGCUCGCCACCUAACCAAGUCAUAACCCCCCAACCCAACCUACACUCAGUAAGAUAAAGUAAUCGCCCCACGUCUCUUAAUGUAAAUAACACCCCUAGUAAUAAUACUCUCUAGUACCUUCUCUAGGAUAGCAUAGGUUACUCCCCGGUUAGUUUCAGUUUUUUGGGUAUGGUGAUUUUUAUAUUUAACCUAUUUAUCAUUACUUCCCCACCUAUCCCGUCCGCGAAAUGCAAUAAAUGCGAAGCGGACGUAAAAUAUUUAAAUCAGCAGCAGCCCUCAUUCAGACUUGCGUGACAACGGUAUAAGGAUCUAUACCGAAACGUCGCUUU